Messenger RNA from Aureococcus anophagefferens, 1746 nucleotides. RefSeq lists its product as hypothetical. Gene Ontology annotation, biological process: monoatomic ion transport. Lineage: Eukaryota; Pelagophyceae; Pelagomonadales; Pelagomonadaceae. The annotation marks the transcript as partial. The record is from RefSeq and is a predicted model, not a curated record. The transcript has 3 exons.
GGCGUCAUCUACCUGUCCGUGCUCAUGGGCUUCCUCGUCGAGGCCAUCAGCGCCAUGAUGAACCGGGCGACGCGGGGCCUGAGCCCGCUCGUCGAGGACGACCACCUCAUCGUCAUCGGCUUCACGCACAAAUGCCUGGAGGUGCUCGAGCAGCUCGCGCUCGCGCUCGAGAGCGACGGCGGCGGGCUCAUCGUGGUCCUGGCGGGCGAGGACGACGAUUCCGACGACGUGCACCGCGUCAUCCGCGACACGAUCCCGGAGAAGGCGUUGAGGGGGUCGAAGAUCGCCGUAAGGCGGGGCAACCCGCAGAGCCUCGCGGACCUCCAGCGCGUGUCGGUGCAGGACGCCAAGGCCGUCAUCAUCCUCUCGCCCACGGGCACGUCCGCGGACCGCGCGGACUGCUCCGUGCUGCGGACGGUGCUCGCGCUGACCGCUCUACGGGGCGACGCGGACCACACGACGCACAUCAUCGCGGAGCUCCAGGACAUCGACAACCGCCACAUCGUCCAGGUCACGGGCGGGCCCGCCGUCGAGUGCGUCGUCAGCCACGACAUCUGCUCGCGGCUCCUGCUGACGACGUCGCGGCACCCGGGGCUCGGGUUGGUCUACGAUCACAUCUUCGGCUUCGAGGGCUCCGAGUUCUACCUCAAGGAGUGGCCCCAGCUCGUGGGCCGGACCUUUGGGGAGAUCUACGCGUCGUUCCCGACGGCCGUGCCCAUCGGCCUCAAGGUCGCGGACCGGCGCCCCCACGGCAUCAUGCUGAACCCGCCGCGGGACUUCCGCGUCUCCGAGGGCGACGAGGUCAUCGUCCUCGCCGCCGACGACGACACGUACGCGCCCGCCCUUGGUAGCGCGGAGCCCGCGGAGCCCCAGGGGUUCCAGUUCGCGGGCGAGGAGUCGAAGAAGUCCAUGCGCGAGCGCGUGCUCUUGUGCAACUGGCGCCGCGACGUCGACGACAUGUUGUUGAUGCUGGACGAGGCCGUCAAGGACGGCUCCGAGGUCCACAUCAUGUCCGACAUCAGUUUGGAGGAGCGCCGCGACGUCUUCCACGUCGAGGGCUUCGACGAGGACAAGCUGCGGUCCAUCACGCUCCACCACCACGUGGGCCGCACGACCGUGAAGCGGGAUCUGGAGGUCGUGCCCCUCCGGGAGAUGGACAGCGUGCUGAUUUUAGCGGACGAGCGCCACGAGGCGUCGCCGCUCGAGAGCGACGCGCAGAAUUUGGCGACGCUGCUGCUCAUCCGCGACAUCCGCCAGAGCUGCAAGGAGCGGGACGACGCCGCGUCGCUGAGCGAGCGGAAGCUGCUGUCCAUCGAGGACGACGGCAGCCGCAGGAGCCUCGACGACGUCGACGACUGCUCCAUCAUCUGCGAGAUUUUGGACUCGCGGACGUCGGCCGUCGCGCGCGUCAACAGCUCCAUCGCCGCGCAGGCCGAGUACGUGCUGUCGCACGGCAUCUGCGCGAAGAUUUUAGCCAUGGUCGCCAUGCGCCGCGAGGUCAAGGCGAUCUUGGACGAGCUGCUCACCGACGACGGCCACAGCCCCAUGGUCUUCCCCGCGUCGAAGCUCGACGGCGUGACCGGCGACCCGGGCCGGACGUCCUUCGCGGCGCUGGCCCGCGUCGCCAUGGACAAGCACGUGUUGUUGCUGGGCUACCAGAAGAUCGUCGAGGGCCAGCUCAUCCUCAACCCGCAGAAGAAGGACGUCGAGUCGCUCUGGUCGAAGCACGACCUGUUGGUCGGCCUC